AGAUGAUUACUCUCGUAGCCCUCGCUAUGAGGAUGACGGGGGUAGAGGCGACUCUCGAGGCCAGUAGGAGUCGGAUCAGGGCCGGCGAGACGGAUACAAGGACGAGAGAUAUGAGAGAUCGGACCGAGAUAGAUAUAGGGACGACAAAUAUGAGAGGUCGGAUCGAGAUGGAUACAGAGGUGGCAGGUAUGAGAGAGCAGAUCGAGACGGAGACCGACGAGAUGACUCGCGCAGACGGUAUGACCGCGGGCGAUUCACUAGGACGCAGCGUGACGAUUUGCGGGGGUGGUAUGACCGAGGAGAUCGCCGCGAUGAGUCGCGCGGACGAUAAGACCAUGGAGACCACCGGAAUGACUCACGGGGACGAUAUAAGCAAGGAGGAUCUAGAGGAGACCGCCGCAAUGAUUCGCGCGGCCGGAACGAGAGAAGGGGAUAUGGCGCCUACCAAGUCGGCGAGAGGGUCUACGUCGAAGAAGACUGACACGGAUUACGUGAUGGCGGAGAAAGACGGACAGCGGAUCGAUGGAGAGGAGGUUAUUCUUUCACCGCGAAAGCGGGGAGUGAAGAAGUUCUUGAUGAAGAGUUCGCUGGACGAGAUUGACACAGUGACCCCUAAGGCGGAUGCUCCUACUGUAGCAGUAUCGGAGGUGACUGGCAGGGCAGAUCGCAUGACGACAGUCUUUUUUGAUGGGAUGGAAGGUGUACCUCCAGACAAGUUUUACAUACUUGGUAGCGGGACCGUGAAGGCGAUCCUAAACGACGGAGCGGUACUAGAUGCUGUGAUCGAUAACAGCAGUGAAGUUGUCAUUAAAGACGAGGACCUGGCAGAGCAAGUUGGACUUGGACUCGAUAGGUCAUACUUAUUCGAGAUAGAGACGGCUGAUGGGAGAAAGCAACAGAUCACAGGAAUUUGUCACAAGGCAGCCAUUGAGGUCCAAGGAGUACGAGUGACCCUGCCAGUCUUUGCAGUCAAGAACUGCAGCGCUGGCCUGCUCUUGGGACGGACAUGGUUGAGCCACGUGCACGUGGUGACUAUAGAGCGACCGGACGGGAGCCAAACAUUGUCCAUUAAGAAGCUAGAUGGGACGCGGGUAAUGAUUGAGACCGUGGAGUCUCGAGACCCGAGGAACAGGACAGCUCUCGUUGUAGGGGCAGGACCCAGUGAUCAGAUUAAGUCAUUACCUAUCUCCGGCCGCGCGGUGCGAUUUCGCGAGAAGAAUUAUGGACCUCUGCUCACAGAAGAAGAAGGCUGGAUUGUAGAAGUGGAAGAUUUAGGGAGUCGUCUGAUAGUGGACGGCAACUCGUAUCCAAAGGAGGCAGAUGAAUAGUUUGGCGGCAUGAUAUCUGUGUCUUUUUUAGGGGCACAGCCCCCUACAGGGGGCGACCAAAGAGACACAAGAUAGU
Molecule: messenger RNA, 1404 nt
Organism: Chara braunii
Lineage: Eukaryota; Viridiplantae; Streptophyta; Charophyceae; Charales; Characeae
Source: the annotation of a GenBank genome assembly